Molecule: messenger RNA, 894 nt
Organism: Metarhizium album ARSEF 1941
Lineage: Eukaryota; Fungi; Ascomycota; Sordariomycetes; Hypocreales; Clavicipitaceae
Product: nucleoside-diphosphate-sugar epimerase family protein
Exons: 3
Coding region: 1-894 (297 amino acids)
Source: RefSeq, a predicted model, not a curated record
AUGGCCAUCCUACUCACCGGCGGCGCUUAUGCCAAGACCUCCCAACGCAUUGCCACUUUAUGCCGGCAAGCCAAGAUUCCGUUUCUCUUCGCCUCUCGUCGCGGCGACUCUGUCCCUGCUGCAGACGCCAAGGAUCCUACUGGGGCCACUGAUGCGCCGGCCGUGCGGUUUGACUGGACUGAUGCCGACUCGUACGCCAACCCGUUUGCACACGCCUUCCCCAAUGGCGAUGCCAUCCGAGCCGUAUACAUGAUCAUGCCGCGUGUGCCGGAGCCCGACAAGUACAUCAAUGCAUUCAUCGACUACGCCGCCGCCCGUGGGGCCAAGAGAUUUGUGCUCAUGGCCGGCACGUCGGCCAGUCUGGGCGGACCCGGCCCCGGCAAAGUAUGGCAGCACAUGGUUGAGAAGGGCGUCGAAUGGGCCGUCUGUCGCCCGACGUGGUUCAUGGAUAACCUCUCUGACGGCUUUCACCUCAAGACCAUUCGUGAGGAAAACACCAUCUACAGCUGCGUCGGCGAAGCCAAGGUGCCCUUUGUGAAUUCCUUGGACGUUGGCGGCGUUGCCUACGCGGCCCUGACACAGCCAGAGCCGCCAAACAAGGAUUUCCGCAUUGUUGGUCCCGCGCUGCUGACCCAUGACGAUGUUGCUGCCAGACUUGGCAACGUCCUCGGUCGCCCGAUUCGGCACGUCAACAUGUCACCGGAGGAGAGGCUCGAGCACAUGACAAACACGCUCAAGCUCCCUGCCCAAUACGCCGGCUUCAUGGUCAGCCUGGAGAAGCUCGCUGCUGGAGGCGCCGAAGACUACAUGGACGACACGGUGGAGAAGCUCACAGGCCGCAAGCCCGUGGAUCUUGAUUCCUUUAUCAAGGAAAGGAAGGAACUCUGGCAAUAG